AUGCUGCGAACCUCCCUUGAUGGAAGGAGCCGCAAGAACCCAGAGCCCCCGUCCAAAGCCACAGAGACUCCCAAGGCCCAGUCCGCGAGCAAGAUUUAUUCGGCAAAUCUGAAGGAAGCCUCUCCUCCCAAAACAAACCCGUGGCGACGCAUCAAGGCGCCCUCGCCCCAGCUCCAAGAAGCUUCCGAAUCUCUAGACCAGCAUGACUGGCCCCGGGCAGAAGCGGCUGCCCCCAAGCAGGACUCCGUAGCUUCAGCUGCCCCAAAAGCUGUGCACAACACCGGCACGUCACCGGCGGCUCGCGCGGCACGCCAACGUUCCGCAUCCGCAUCGCAAGGCUCAUCUCGGGAGGUGUUCCAGGCCGCCGCCGCCCGAGCUGGAGAAAGCCUCUGGAACCUCCCCUUUGGUGCCGACAUCUGGCUGUACGCUGAAGACAAGGUGCUUCAGGUGCACCGCAGCGUCGUCGCGCCCAAGUCAGGCUGGAUUCGGGAUAAGCUGCUGCCUCCACACUCGAACGGCGCCCCCGUGGGAGUCUACUUUCCAGGCGCCGCAAAGAUCAUUGGGCAUAGCCUCAAGUUCAUGUACACUGACAGAAUCGAACCAUGCGAGCCCAUGCGCGAGAGCCCUCAUGAUAUUACUCAUGUUGCCUGCUGUUCUCUCUUCUAUCUUGUGGCCGUGGACCUGCGCGCACAUACCAUGGCGGUUCAUAUCCUCGACACACUCGCACUCACGUCGGAGAAGUGGAAGACCUUGUUCGUUGCACACUUUUCAAGACAGCCCAUGAGUCGCCAGGAGGGCAUGGAGUUCACCCUCUACCUCAAGGACGCACUCGAGGCAGCCUACGCCUACCCCAGCGCCGAUAUUGUCGCCCCUCUCAAGUUGGCACUGGCGGGGUUUCUCGACAUUGUGCUCCCAUUGAUCAUCCAGUACCCGACAGUCAUCAACCUGCUGUCCACGGCCGUCUGGCAACGCUAUUCGUCCCUGAUCACGGCGGACAUGAUUGAACACCGACACCGCGAGAGGUCUGGGCAGGUCCCCUGCUGGUCCCUGCCCCACGGCCAGACACUGCAGGCUCUUUUAGAGCAAGCCCCGACGCGAAGCUGCGACUUUGUGACCUGGUCAAGCCGAGGGCAGAUGCCAGAGGCCUCGGCGAGGGCCCUAUAUGAAUCGGCGAACACUUUCGGGGGAGAUGACUAG
This is a messenger RNA of Hirsutella rhossiliensis, 1197 nucleotides long. RefSeq lists its product as uncharacterized. The transcript has 4 exons. The coding region runs from base 1 to 1197 and encodes 398 amino acids. Gene Ontology annotation, molecular function: protein binding. Lineage: Eukaryota; Fungi; Ascomycota; Sordariomycetes; Hypocreales; Ophiocordycipitaceae. The record is from RefSeq and is a predicted model, not a curated record.